Molecule: messenger RNA, 534 nt
Organism: Lycium barbarum (goji berry)
Lineage: Eukaryota; Viridiplantae; Streptophyta; Magnoliopsida; Solanales; Solanaceae
Exons: 5
Coding region: 1-534 (177 amino acids)
Biological process (GO): ribosomal large subunit biogenesis
Cellular component (GO): nucleolus; preribosome, large subunit precursor
Molecular function (GO): protein binding
Source: RefSeq, a predicted model, not a curated record
AUGUCAAAAUCACCUGAAGAUUCUGGUGUUGAAGGUACAGAAACGGCAUGGAAUGUUAGUGGUUCAGGCAGCAUUUUGUGCUCCAAGGGCGUUGAGGUUAACGUAUGGGAUCUGAACCAGUGUGCUAAAAUUUGGACUGCAAAAUCUCCAGCAAAAAAUAGCCUUGGUAUAUUCACCCCAACUUGGUUUACAUCUGCAACUUUCUUGUGCAAAGAUGACCACCGCAAAUUUGUUGCAGGCACGAACAGUCACCAGGUGCGUCUUUAUGAUAUUUCUGCACAGAGAAGGCCUGUUGUUUCAUUUGAUUUUCACGAGACCCCUAUUAAAGCUGUAGCUGUGGAUGUAGAUGGACAUACGAUAUACAUAGGAAAUGGGUCUGGCGAUCUUGCUUCUUUUGAUAUACGCACUGGGAAACUUUUGGGAUCCUUCUUGGGGAAAUGUUCUGGAAGUAUCAAAUCCAUAGUCAGGCAUCCAGAGCUCCCAGUUAUAGCCUCAUGUGGUGACUAUAUGAAAUCGCUGUUAGCUUGUUUAUAG